Molecule: messenger RNA, 1683 nt
Organism: Triticum turgidum subsp. durum (durum wheat)
Lineage: Eukaryota; Viridiplantae; Streptophyta; Magnoliopsida; Poales; Poaceae
Source: the annotation of a GenBank genome assembly
AUGUCUCCCACGAUCUCAUCUUCGCUCUGCACCGUCGCCGCCCUGUCCGGCCGGCCGGGCCGUCGUGCCGGCCAGCCGGGAGGCAACAAGCGGGCGGUGGCGCAGCCUCUCGCGGCUGCCGCGGUCACGGAGGCGCCGCCGGCGGUCAUCGCCCCGCCGCCACGCCCCGUCAUCGGCGCUCCGCGGCGCCGCGGUGGGCGCGGCGUGGACGGUGGCCCCGACGAGCUCGUGGCGUGGAAGAGCAUCCGGCAGGAGAGGUGGGAGGGCGCGCUGGAAGUGGAGGGCAAGCUCCCUACGUGGCUGGAUGGCACGUACCUGAGGAACGGCCCGGGCCUAUGGGACCUCGGGGACUACGGCUUCCGCCACCUGUUCGACGGCUACGCCACGCUGGUGCGCGUCUCGUUCCGCGACGGCCGCGCCGUGGGCGCGCACCGGCAGAUCGAGUCGGAGGCCUACAAGGCGGCGCGCCGGCACGGCAAGGUGUGCUACCGCGAGUUCUCCGAGGUGCCCAAGCCGGACAGCUUCAAGUCCUUCGUCGGCCAGCUGGCGAGCCUCUUCUCCGGCAACUCCCUCACCGACAACUCCAACACCGGCGUCGUCCGGCUCGGCGACGGCCGCGUGCUCUGCCUCACGGAGACCGUCAAGGGCUCCAUCGUCGUCAACCCGGACACGCUGGACACGGUGAGCAAGUUCGAGUACGAGGACAAGCUGGGCGGCCUCAUCCACUCGGCGCACCCCAUCGUCACCGACACCGAGUUCUGGACGCUCAUCCCGGACCUGAUCCGGCCCGGCUACGUGGUGGCGAGGAUGGACGCCGGGAGCAACGAGAGGCAGUUCGUGGGCAGGAUGGACUGCCGCGGCGGGCCGGCGCCCGGGUGGGUGCACUCCUUCCCCGUCACGGAGAACUACGUGGUCGUGCCGGAGAUGCCGCUCCGGUACUGCGCCGCCAACCUCCUCCGCGCCGAGCCCACGCCGCUGUACAAGUUCCAGUGGCACCUCGAGUCCGGGAGCUACAUGCACGUCAUGUGCAAGGCCAGCGGCAAGAUCGUGGCGAGCGUGGAGGUGCCGCCGUUCGUGACGUUCCACUUCAUCAACGCGUACGAGGAGAAGGACGAGGAGGGGCGUGUGACGGCGAUCAUCGCCGACUGCUGCGAGCACAACGCCGACACCUCCAUCCUCGACAACCUCCGUCUCCACAAUCUCCGGGCAUUUACCGGCGAGGAUGUCCUCACCGAUGCCAGGGUGGGGCGGUUCAGGAUACCGCUGGACGGCAGCCCGUUCGGCGAGCUGGAGGCGGCGCUGGACCCGGAGGAGCACGGCCGCGGCAUGGACAUGUGCAGCAUCAACCCGGCCCACCUCGGCAAGGAGUACCGCUACGCCUACGCCUGCGGCGCGCGGCGGCCGUGCAACUUCCCCAACACGCUCACCAAGAUCGACCUGGUGGAGAAGACGGCCAAGAACUGGCACGAGGAGGGCGCGGUGCCGUCCGAGCCCUACUUCGUGGCGCGCCCCGGCGCCGUCGAGGAAGACGACGGCGUGGCGAUAUCCAUGGUGAGCGCCAAGGACGGGUCGGGCUACGCGCUGGUGCUGGACGCCAAGAGCUUCAAGGAGAUUGCCCGGGCCAAGUUCCCCUACGGGCUGCCCUACGGCUUGCACUGCUGCUGGGUGCCCAGGGACAAGUAA